AUGUUACAGUUCAGAAGAUUUAACAGUUCCAGCCCGGGAUCUGCUGCUUUGAAGAAGACUGCAUUGUAUGACUUACAUGUGUCACUAGGGGGUACUAUGGUCCCUUUUGCCGGUUACAGCAUGCCAGUAUUAUACAAGGGUGCUACCCAUAUCGAAUCUCACCAAUGGACCAGAGAACAUGCUGGCUUGUUCGAUGUUUCCCAUAUGUUGCAAAGUACUUUAAAGGGGCCAAAAUCGAUCGAGUUCUUACACAAAGUGACACCAACAGAUUUCAAAGCUUUGGAACCUAAAAACGGUACGCUAUCCGUUCUAUUGAAUGAAAACGGUGGUAUUGUUGAUGAUACUUUAAUAACUAAAAUCAAUGACGAAGAGUUCUACAUUGUGACGAACGCAGGUUGCAUUGAAAGAGAUACGGAAUUCCUGAAAGACGAAUUGAGUAAAAUAUCUGAAGGUGUAUCAUGGGAAACUCUCAAGGAUAGAUCAUUGUUAGCGUUGCAAGGUCCACAAGCUCGUUAUGCGUUGGCCAAGUUAGUGAAGCAUGGUGACUUGAAGACUCUAUACUUUGGACAAAGGGAUGAUUUCGAAUUAACGGAGAAUAUAUCAGCACAGGUUGCUAGAUCUGGAUACACAGGUGAAGAUGGGUUUGAAAUAAGUGUAUUGAAUAAGGAUGCCGCAUUAUUAGCCCAGCUGUUGUUAGAUCAGCCAGAGGUGAAACCUAUCGGUUUAGCUGCAAGAGACAGUUUAAGACUAGAGGCAGGAAUGUGUCUCUAUGGUCACGAAUUGAGCGAAUCCAUAACACCAGUGGAGGCAGCAUUGAACUGGGUCAUUAGCAAGUCAAGACGUGAUGGUUCCUUGGGGAAAUUCAACGGAUUUGACAAUAUCAUCGCUCAGAUCAAGGAUAAAUCAUAUGACAAAGUCAGAGUUGGUUUCAAAUAUCAAGGUAAGGGACCAGCUGCCAGACAAGACACCCCAAUUCUAAACGAUUCAGAUGAACAAGUUGGUGUUGUCACCUCGGGAAGUGCAUCCCCUUCCUUAGACGGUAUCAACAUUGGACAAGCCUAUGUGAAAAAGGGUCUUCACAAGAAGGGUACUCAACUAAAAGUUCAAGUGAGAAAGAAGACUUACCCAAUUGAGAUCGUCAAGAUGCCAUUGGUGCCCACACAUUACUACCGUCCAGAGUAA
Kluyveromyces lactis is the source of this 1182-nucleotide messenger RNA. RefSeq names its product glycine decarboxylase subunit T (gene GCV1). The coding region runs from base 1 to 1182 and encodes 393 amino acids. Gene Ontology annotation, biological process: glycine catabolic process. The record is from RefSeq and is a predicted model, not a curated record. Lineage: Eukaryota; Fungi; Ascomycota; Saccharomycetes; Saccharomycetales; Saccharomycetaceae. The transcript has a single exon. Gene Ontology annotation, molecular function: protein binding; aminomethyltransferase activity. Gene Ontology annotation, cellular component: mitochondrion.